AUGUCAGAUUCAAUCCAGGAGAGAUUUGUAGUUGGAUACGCUCUCGCAGCGAAGAAACAGCAGAGUUUCAUCCAGCCUUCUCUGAUCGAGCACUCGAGGCAACGAGGCAUUGAUCUGGUGAAGCUCGAUCCGGCGAAAUCGUUGCUGGAGCAAGGGAAGCUCGAUUGCAUCAUCCACAAGCUGUACGAUGUGUAUUGGAAAGAGAACCUCCACGAAUUUCGGGAGAAAUUUCCCGGCGUCCCUGUCAUCGAUUCGGCGGAGGCUAUCGAGCGAUUGCAUAACAGGGUUUCGAUGCUCGAGGUGAUAACUCAGUUGUUCCCUGUCUCGGAUAGCGAGAGAUUCGGCGUUCCGAGGCAAGUUGUUGUGAUGGAUCCGGGCGUUUUGAGCGGCGGGGGAGCUUUAGGGGAGCUCAACUUUCCGGUGAUCGCUAAGCCGUUGGACGCCGAUGGGAGUGCGAAAUCUCACAAGAUGUUUUUGAUAUAUGAUCAGGAAGGGAUGAAGAUACUGAAGGCGCCGAUUGUGUUGCAGGAGUUUGUGAAUCACGGUGGUGUGAUCUUCAAGGUCUAUGUGGUUGGAGACUAUGUGCAAUGCGUAAAGAGAAGGUCUUUGCCUGACAUCUCCGAAGACGGGACGUCGAAAGGCUCGCUUCCGUUUUCGCAGAUAUCGAAUCUGACUGCUCAGGAAGACAAGAACAGAGAGUAUGGAGAGGAUAGGAGCUUAGAGAAAGUGGAGAUGCCUCCAUUGAGUUUCUUGACGGAUCUAGCAAAGGCGAUGAGGAAAUCAAUGGGACUCAAUCUCUUUAACUUCGACGUGAUUAGGGAUGCGAGGGAUGCUAAUAGGUACCUUAUCAUUGAUAUUAACUACUUUCCUGGAUAUGCUAAGAUGCCCUCUUACGAGCCUAUAUUGACCGACUUCUUCUGGGACAUGGUCACAAAGAAUAAUCAUGUCUGA
Microthlaspi erraticum is the source of this 951-nucleotide messenger RNA. NCBI's taxonomy places the organism in Eukaryota, Viridiplantae, Streptophyta, Magnoliopsida, Brassicales, Brassicaceae. The record is from the annotation of a GenBank genome assembly.